Messenger RNA from Zychaea mexicana, 2575 nucleotides. RefSeq lists its product as uncharacterized. The record is from RefSeq and is a predicted model, not a curated record. Lineage: Eukaryota; Fungi; Mucoromycota; Mucoromycetes; Mucorales; Lichtheimiaceae. The transcript has a single exon. Bases 423 to 2462 code for a protein of 679 amino acids.
GUGGUUAACCGCCUCGCAUUAAUAUUUUUAUAAAAUACUACUUCUUUUUUUCUUCUUCCCAGAGCUUCUUCGUUCUUACCUUUCAAUUUGUCACUUUUUGCUGUACUAUAUCGCUUAUUUGCACAUCGGAUCCAGCCGUUGAAAAAAACAGUUCAUCAACCCUCUUUUCCUUAGUAUAUCACUAUCCCGAAAGAUCACCAUCCGGCCAAGCCAUUUGACGACACUGCAUCUACCGCCAACAUCCCAGCCUUUUGAAAUCAGCAAGAAUUUAGCUUUAAUAAAUACGUUAUCAUAAUAGGUAAUAGAGGGUCUUUCAAGUACAAUAAAAAGGAUAUAUUUUGGUAGAUUCGACAAAUUCAAAUACGAUUUGCUUCGUUCAUAUUAGAAGCAAAAGAUCAAGACAAGGGUGCAACAUCAGUAGCAUGUAUAUUACCUACGAUACGCAACAGUACCCGAUAUUCGCCGAUGGUGACAUUGCAUUGUACGGCGACCGGAAGACUUCGAGACUGCAAGCACUGGAACGGAGCAGCGAGCGACCGCCACCGGGCAUCCGUCAUCUCAUGGCUUUGUCCAAAGCUGCAAAGAGCCCGUUCCGGGUCCCGCCGCGUCUCGUACGUACAUCUGACAUGUCGAUCGUCCCAGGAACAGAAGCACAUAAGCAAGGCUAUUGCGCACUUUCGUAUCCUUGGAACUGGUCUGGUGACAUUGUCGUCCGUGGCAAAGAAAACAGCAUUCGUGUUGACAGGGCCAAACAUCGGCUGAUCUUUCACCCUCUUGCUACUCCUGCUGCUGCUGUUGGCGAAAGCCAACAACAAGCGAAUGUGAUCUACAACAGUGAGAGGGAUAGCACCAGCAGCGACGCUAUUGAUGACCCACAGCAGCAGCAGCAGCAGGAUCAAAGAUGCAGUGUCCACUAUGUCAAGUUUGAAGGUGUCAUUCAGCAGAUAUGCAAAGGUUUCGAUAUACACUAUAUCUGGUACGAUCAACUUUGUGUCAGCAAUUCGAAUCGGGAAGAAGAAGUACAGCAGAUGCAUCAUUAUUACAGCAAUGCCCAGUUCACGGUUGUGCUUGUUCCAGAAAUGAAAAUAUCAAGAAAAAUACCAAUGGCAGCAACAACAGCAACGAGCUCAACAUACUAUCCUGUCAGCCACCCUAAUAUUGCCCGCUGUAUCCGUGCCAUCCACGAUUCUCAAUGGUCGAUGCGAACAUGGACGUAUCAAGAAGCAAUCGUAUCCGAACGCUUGCUUUUCGUUGGCGAAAAUACGCAUCUAUGGUCAGACUCGAUGCAUAACUUGUACUACAGCCAAUUUGCAGUUGCAUCAUCAGCUUCAACAAGAACGGCUGCUUAUUACGUCAAAUCACUUUGCGAACAACACAAACCAGGCAGGGAGGCAAGCAAUAUACUACGCCAUUUGCACACGCGACAUUGCACCAAAGAACAUGAUCGUGUUUUUGCUUUGGCCAAUCUAUUCCCAAACGUUCGCAACAACAGCAGCAUCACAUACAAGGAGUCGGUUGUACAGCAAAUGGUGGAUGCGUAUACUACCCUUGCAACGUAUGAUCUGACGGUCCUGUGCUUUGGUCGUCCAGCGAAAUCGUAUCCUAGCACUAUGCGACACUACGCUGAUCUUCCAUCAUGGAUCGGUGUGGCUGGCCAACACAUUUAUUCCAAAAGCAGUAAUCACAGCGGAAGCAACAUUCAAAAACUCUGGCCGACCAACAAAGAAAAGAGCAACAGCAGCAAUGACGUUACAGUCCAUAUCCAAAAGUUGGUACGAAGAGUAGUAAUGACGUUGACGCUAGCCAACAACAACAGAACAACACCAGUAGUAGUAGCAGCUACCACCGCCAGUAAUACUGGCUCGCCAGCAACAGCAAAUUAUACUAUACACGAUGGCAUCAUGCACAUGUACUCUGAGAGCAUCCACGUCUUGGUGCAGCCAUGUAACUGGGAUGACGACUUAUUCUCGUCAACAAACCAAACUUUCUCGUAUGAAACGACACUACUGAAAAAGCCAUCUAGCAUCAACCGUGGUGCCGUAGGGCUUACCAAUAACACCAGUACCAGACUGUGGUUGGAUCCCAAGGAUCUCAUUGGCCUCAAGGAGACGACCGGUAUAGAAAUAACCCAUACAUUGCUGCUUCAUUCCCUUGCUGCAACAAACAGCAGCAGAAAAGAUCCGUCCAGAGUGACAUCGAGUAUCUGUUUCUCUCUGACAGAAAAUUGUUCCAACAAUGACUGCGUGGUGAUUCUAUCUGGCAUAGCGUUCGACAUCCAGCACAGUAAGAAAUUCAAGGCCUAUCCAGUCAUCAAGCAGCAGCAACAACAACAAGUUGACGGCAAUGGUACAGCUGCUCCCUUUUACAAAUCAAUAGGAUUGUGCUUUGUUCGCACCGCUUUUGAGCCGCAUUUUGAAUGGAGUGGUGACACAGCUCAUAAGCAACGAUUUGCUAUUGUAUGAAAUUAAAAAACCCUUUCACUCUCAGUGGGACAUGCUGUCAAAAACGAAAUAAUUUAUAUUCCGCUGUUUUUCUCUCGGGGGGAAAGGGAAGGGGAAGAAAAAAAAAAAAAGGU